This is a messenger RNA of Nannospalax galili (Upper Galilee mountains blind mole rat), 1770 nucleotides long. It is a transcript of the gene Chit1, whose product is annotated as chitinase 1. NCBI's taxonomy places the organism in Eukaryota, Metazoa, Chordata, Mammalia, Rodentia, Spalacidae. The coding region runs from base 163 to 1557 and encodes 464 amino acids. Gene Ontology annotation, molecular function: chitinase activity; chitin binding. The transcript is spliced from 11 exons. Gene Ontology annotation, cellular component: extracellular region. The record is from RefSeq and is a predicted model, not a curated record. Gene Ontology annotation, biological process: chitin catabolic process; carbohydrate metabolic process.
UCCUACCUCUCCAUUUGCCACCCCUAGCCCUGCUUGCUCUCCUCCCUCAGGCCUUAAUUUCAGCACUCCUGGCUGUGCUGGAACAGAGCAGUCAGAUAAGAACAGAGCAAAACCUGUGGAACUGGUGUGCGCCAGGCUGACAUCUGCCACUGAGCCAGCAUCAUGGUGCAGUUCAUGGCCUGGGCAGGUGUGACAGCUCUGCUAAUGGUCCAGUGGGGCUCUGCUGCAAAACUGGUCUGCUACUUCACCAACUGGGCCCAGUACCGGGCAGGGGCAGCUCGAUUCUUGCCCAGGAAUGUGGAUCCCAACCUGUGUACCCACCUUAUCUAUGCUUUUGCUGGCAUGAACAAUCACCAGCUCAGCUCUGUAGAGUGGAAUGAUGAGAUUCUCUACCAGGAGUUGAAUGGCCUGAAGAUGAUAAACUCCAAGCUCAAGACUCUGUUAGCCAUUGGGGGCUGGAACUUUGGUACUCAGAAGUUUUCAGACAUGGUGGCCACAGCCAACAACCGGUACACCUUUGUGAACUCAGCCAUCAAGUUCCUGCGAGCUCAUGGUUUUGAUGGCCUUGACCUUGACUGGGAGUACCCAGGAAGCCGAGGGAGCCCAGCCAUAGAUAAGAAGCACUUCACAACCCUGGUACAGGAUUUGGCCACAGCCUUUCAGCAGGAAGCUCAAACCUCAAGGAAGGAGCCACUCCUUCUGAGUGCAGCUGUGCCAGCUGGGCGAGGCCAUGUGGAUGCAGGCUAUGAGGUGGACAAAAUUGCUCUGAGCUUAGAUUUCAUAAACCUUAUGGCCUACGAUUUCCAUGGCUCCUGGGAGAAGACUACAGGACAUAAUAGCCCCCUCUACAAGAGGCAGGGAGAGAGCGGUGCAGUGGCCGAGUUCAAUGUGGAUAGUGCUGUGCAGCUGUGGCUGCAGAAGGGGACCCCUGCCAGCAAACUGAUCCUUGGCAUGCCCACCUAUGGACGAUCCUUCACCCUGGCCUCCACAUCAGACACUAAAGUUGGGGCACCAGUCACAGGGCCUGGUGUUCUGGGUCCCUUCACUAGGGAAGAAGGGACACUGGCUUACUAUGAGGUCUGCUCUUGGAAGGAGAAACACAGAAUCAAGGACCAGAAGGUGCCCUAUGUCUUCCAGGGCAACCAAUGGGUGGGGUUUGAUGACAUGGAAAGCUUCAAAGCCAAGGUCAGCUAUCUGAAACGGAAGGGGCUAGGUGGUGCCAUGGUCUGGACCCUGGACUUGGAUGAUUUCACUGGUUCCUUCUGCAACCAGGGCCAAUACCCUCUCAUCCGAAUGCUGCAACAGGAACUGAGUGUUCCAUUUGUGCCACCAAGCCGCCCAGAGCAGGAAGUACCUGGGCCAGGCCAGCCUUCUGAGCCUGAGCAGGGACCCAGCCCAGAGCAAGACAACUUCUGCCAAGGCAAAGCUGACGGGCUGUACCCCAGCCCUAGGGAACAGUCCAGUUACUACAGCUGUGCAGGGGGGCAGCUGUUCCAACAGAGCUGUCCUCUAGACCUGGUAUUUAGCACCUUUUGCAAGUGCUGUACUUGGAGUUGAGCCCUGGAGCCUCUUUAGCCCCAGCCUGAGGUCUGGCCUGGGACCCCCCAAACAGCCUGCUUCUGCUUUCCCUGGGGGCUGCAGCCCGGCCCUGCAAGGCUGUCUCCUCUUUCCAUAACCGGACCUCUACUCUCCUCAGCUCCUUUUUUUGUCUCUCACAGGCUGCCGUUUUACCUGCAAAAUAAAUUCUUAAUUUUCAUCCCUACACCCUGA